Molecule: messenger RNA, 1567 nt
Organism: Medioppia subpectinata
Lineage: Eukaryota; Metazoa; Arthropoda; Arachnida; Sarcoptiformes; Oppiidae
Source: the annotation of a GenBank genome assembly
UGUUAUACAAAAUGCGUUUUGUUUAUAUAUUGUGUCCGCUAUUAGCUCUCAUUGCAAUCGGCACCGGGCAACGUGUGACAAGUAGCAAGGCCAAAUGCGACAACAAAACAAUCAGUACGAUUGACAAACAGGUGGGCACAUUAUUUUCAAUAAAUGGCCGUGCUCAAUUACCCGAAACUGACCGAGAGCUCAGCAAAUACUGUACGACAGGCGCACUGACAUCCGAGAGUAUCGGCGCUUACCUUAAGUCAUGCGCCGGCAGUUUUGGCCCCGUUAUGGCCCGCGAGUUGAUGGCCGGCACCAAAAAGGCCUACAAACAAGUGUGCAAACGAGGGGCCAGUGAUAGCCUGACCCGAGAUAUUAUGUCUAGUAAUAAGUGCUGGAAUAAGGCGGCUGUGAAGGUGAGCCCCUGUGUGCAGGAGUUUGUCGAUGUGUUGAUGGUGUUGCCCCGGGUGCCCGACCGGGACCGUAUGAACAUGGGCUGCUGCCACGCCUACAAAUUGUCUACAUGCGCACAGCGGACUCUACGCAAAACCAAACAGUGUCGCAAAGAGCACCGGCAAGCGCUGGACAACCUGUUGGCCAACGGGCCGAUGGUAUGCGGCGAAUACUUCGGCCAAAACACCCGGUGCUCCGAACUAAUCGCCCGAACGCCUAAACCGGACCCUCAAUCCUACGCCCGGCCGAAGUCACUGUUCGUACCGGCGAUGCAACUCAUGGACAGCUACCGUACCUUACGGUGCGAUGCGGCCGCUCACCAGCGUAUGGACCGUCUCGCGCAGCGUAUGCUAACGCUGGGCACCGCCGACCAGAUACCAGAAACCGGUGCCCAAUUGGCCCAGUGGUGUUCGGUGCCCAUGCGCGAGGCCGGUUUCGUAUACGGUUACAUGGAGUCGUGCCUGAGUGAUUUUGCUAAAUUCUUGGUCAAAUUGCUGGCCGGUCAGGUGGCGGGCAAUUUCCAGCCCUACUGUAGCGCACAGGGGGUCUCUAAGUUUGAUAGUAAGACCAGCGAUGAUCCGAUGGUCAGGGAGUACGUGAAGGCGGCCAAAUGUGGCAAUAAGGCCGAGAGUAAAUUGGUAGAGUGCACCAAUCACCUUGUGGAUAAUGUUAUGGGUAUUGUACAGGCGCCUGAUACACAGCGUAUACGUAUGGCAUGUUGCAACGCUUAUCAAUACCGCACGUGUAUAUUGAACGCCACGCUAAGCACUCGGGGCUGUUCACAGAAGACGGUCGACUGGGCGGAGAGGGCGGUGUUUGAAAAUGUAGAGCCUGCGGUGAAUUUAAUGUGCCUAGAUCAUUGGACAUCCACCGGAAAGUGUGUGCAACUGUUGGCCAAUAUCCCCCGUAUGGACCCCAAGACGUACGUCAGGCCUAAGAGUGUGUUCACACCAUUCAUGAAACUGUUUGAUAGUUUCCCGGCUGUUGACGAGUACUCAAAAUAAUUUUACAUAGUGGUCUCUCUCUCUCUCUCUCUCAUUAACAAAAUAUCACUAUAUUAACCAGUGUAAUUACCAUAUUUGAUAAUUACGGUAUUUGAUAAUUAAAUAAACUCACACAAAAAAAUAAA